This is a messenger RNA of Lotus japonicus, 1423 nucleotides long. Its product is annotated as protein SODIUM POTASSIUM ROOT DEFECTIVE 2-like. The coding region runs from base 185 to 1039 and encodes 284 amino acids. The transcript has 3 exons. Gene Ontology annotation, molecular function: metal ion binding. NCBI's taxonomy places the organism in Eukaryota, Viridiplantae, Streptophyta, Magnoliopsida, Fabales, Fabaceae. The record is from RefSeq and is a predicted model, not a curated record.
CUGCCAAAGCAAUCAGUGCACAUAAAUCCUACAUAAGUUUUGAGAAACUGUAACUUAAAAGCAAUCAGUGCAAAGCUUUUGUUUGUGUGUGUCUGUGCACAAGUUCUCUCUUUUAUCUCUCGCUCAGUGCUAGUUGCAGAUUCUCUAAGAACCACUAGUUCUCUCUGUUAUUGUCAUCUAAAGGAUGAAACGCAUAGACAUGUUCUGUGCUUCACAAGCCUCAACAGCCAUAUGUCUUAGCAUGGACCAAGCCUCCUGCUCCUCUUCCAACACCAUUCAACUCGGAGGCCGAGCAAUCGACCGCCACAACCCCAUUAUCAACGAUUCAAGAAGAAGCACCUCUAGAGCCCCAUGUUCUUCAUCUCAGCCACCCAUCAACCCAAAAUCUUACCAAAAAUCCAAGAUAAAAAACUCUUCUUCAAACCCAAAUGGCCAGAACAAGAAAAAUGCAGCUAAAGUUCAUGAUCAGAAGAAGAAAAGCACAGCAGAAAAGCUCACUGACAAUGUCACCAACAACACCAAAAGCCACUCUUCUAAGCCAAUUGAUAGUACCCUGAGAAGGACUUGGCUUAAGGCACCUAAUGAGUCAGUCACUUCUCUUGGUUCAACUAGAUCUUUGCUCAGUAACACUGCACUCUUAGAUGGUUCUUCAGAUUAUGAGCCAGUUUUGGCAUUAAACAAAGGUGAUACUAAAAAGGCUCAAGUUGUUUGUGAAGAUGAAAUCCACCCUGCAUCUAAAUCCUCUAGCCCUUCUCGUCCAAAAUCUGGUUCCUCAGACCAGCAGGUUGUAGUGCUGAGAGUUUCUUUGCAUUGCAAAGGCUGUGUAGGGAAGGUGAGGAAACACCUCUCCAGAAUGCAAGGAGUUAGUUCCUUCAACAUAGAUUUUGCAGCAAAGAAAGUGACAGUAAUUGGGGAUGUGACUCCAUUAAGUGUCUUGGCAAGCAUAUCAAAGGUGAAGAGUGCACAAUUUUGGCCAACAUCAGCCUCAGCUCUUGGAUCUGGUUGCGCAGAAACCAAGAUACAAAGUUCAUGUAGAUGAGAGGAAUGUAGAAUACUAGAGUAUAUGUAUUGACGUGUAUUUUUCUUUACGAGAUUAGGUAUCCACGCUGGCCGCGGUAACUAAUCCUCUGUCACGGGUGCUUGCACUAAGCUGUAAGCAGCUGAUCACAAAAUGUGCUCUAUGUUUUAGGUGUGAAUUAGACGGUAAUUUAAUUAUUGUAAAUGUAUGUUAGGAAGGUAGCUGUGUCACUUGUAAGCAAUAAAUUGGAGGUAGAAUUUUAAUGAACAAUGAAAUUUGCAUGAUUUUUAAUAUAAGAUUAGGGUUCAUAGUGGGGAAAAGUUGGCUUUCUCUGACAUGAGAAGUAGAUUAAAAAUGAUAAGGGACUUAAUUGUAAUAUUUUUUGUUUUAGACUAAAACACUAAG